Molecule: messenger RNA, 1896 nt
Organism: Catharus ustulatus (Swainson's thrush)
Lineage: Eukaryota; Metazoa; Chordata; Aves; Passeriformes; Turdidae
Product: differentially expressed in FDCP 8 homolog
Exons: 10
Coding region: 643-1803 (386 amino acids)
Source: RefSeq, a predicted model, not a curated record
GCGGGGCAGGGCGGGGGCACGGGCGUGGGAGGCGGAGAGACGCGUCUGUCCGCGGGGACGGAGACGGGGACAAGCACGGGAACGGAGCGGGGUAUGGUGGCAGGACCGGCAUGUCGGGGGCGGUGCUGGGGUGCUGGUGCCUGUGACAGAAUGCCGGUGCCGGUGUCUCGGUGCUUGUGCCGGUGCCGGUGUUUGUGCCGGUGCGUACGUGUUGGUGUGUCGGUGUUUGUUUGUGCCAGCGCUGGGGUUUCUGUGGGUGUGCCGGCGUGGCGGUGACAGUGCGGAGGUGUCGGUGUAGGGAUGUCAGUGCCCACGACAGGGUUUCAGCGUUGCUGUUGGGGUGUGGGUGCCAGUGCUGGUACCCUCGGUGGGUGUACUGCGGUGCUGCUGCUGGUGACAAAGUGCCAGUGCUGAGGUGGCAGUGCCAGGGUGUUGGUGCCGGAGUGUCAGUGCUGGUGACAAGGUGCUGGUGACAGUGUUGCUGGUGCUGGGAUGUCAGUGCUGGUGCUGGGACAUCUGGUGGCGGUGUCGGUGCUGCUGAGGUGCUAUUGGUCCCUGUGAUGGGGUGAUUAUGGUGGUGCCAGGGUGUGGGUGCUGGUGAUACAGUGCAAGUGCCUGUGACGGGUGCUGGUGCCGGUGCUGAUGCCAGUGCUGGGGUGGCUGAGGCGGUGCCCAUUCCCCAGCAGGACGGUGGCAAUGGCAUCAGACGAGCGGCUGGCCCGCUUCCGCCAGGCCCACCUGAACCCCUUCAACAAGACCCCUGAGGAGCUGGAGCGCCCUGAUGAAGAAUCCCCUGCCCCAGCCCAGCAGCCGGAUCCCACCCCAGGGGACCCCGAGGGCGCCCUGGACCUGGGGCUGGCCGAGGACCACUUCUCCCGCCCCGUGGGGCUGAUCCUGGCGUCGGACGUGCCGCAGCUGCGCCGGGCCAUUGAGGAGUGCAAGCGGGUGAUCCUGGCGCUGCCCGAGCACUCGGAGCGGCAGAAGGACGCCGUGGUCCGGCUCAUCCACCUCCGCCUCAAGCUGCAGGAGCUCAAGGACCCUGGUGAGGACGAGCCCAACAUCCGGGUGGUCCUGGAGCAUCGUUUCUACAAGGAGAAGAGUAAGAGCGUCAAGCAGAUGUGUGACAAGUGCAGCACCAUCAUCUGGGGGCUCAUCCAGACCUGGUACACCUGCACAGGCUGCUACUACCGGUGCCACAGCAAGUGCCUGCCGCUGGUGAGCCGGCCGUGCGUGCGGGCCCAGGUGAGCCACCAGGCCGAGUACCAGCUCAGCAUCUGCCCCGAGAGCGGACUGGACAGCCAGGACUAUCGCUGUGCUGAGUGCCGGGCCCCCAUCUCCCUCCGGGGUGUGCCCAGCGAGGCCCGGCAGUGUGACUACACCGGCCUCUACUACUGCUCCAGCUGCCACUGGAACGACCUGGCCGUGGUGCCCGCCCGUGCCAUCCACAACUGGGACUUCGAGCCCCGCAAGGUGUCACGGUGCAGUAUGAGGUACCUGGCACUGAUGGUGUCACGGCCGGUGCUGAAGCUGCGGGAGAUCAACCCACUGCUCUUCAACUACGUGGAGGAGCUGGUGGAGAUCCGGAAGCUGCGCCAGGACAUCCUGCUGAUGAAGCCCUACUUCAUCACCUGCAAGGAGGCGAUGGAGGCGGCUGCUGCUGCAGCUGCAGGACAGGCAGCACUUUGUGGAGAACGACGAGAUGUACUCGCUGCAGGACCUGAUCGACAUCGAGGCCGGGCGCCUCGGCUGCUCCCUCACCGAGAUCCACACGCUCUUUGCCAAGCACAUCAAGCUGGACUGUGAGCGAUGCCAGGCCAAGGGCUUUGUCUGUGAGCUGUGCCGGGAGGGCGACGUGCUCUUCCCCUUCGACAGCCACACCUCGGUCUGCGCUGACUG